UUAGUUUCCCUCGUCUCGUCUCGUCUCCUCUCUCACUCAAAACAGUCGCCUCCAUCCUUCUCUCUCUCCUUCUCUAAUAGCAAAUGCAGGCUGAGAAAACCCACACCAAAUUAAUCAAUAUCAAUAAUCACACCAGUCAACGCUGUAAUUUUGAUCACUUUUCUAGGGUUCGGGUGAUGGCAUCAGAGGAUGUGAAAGCAAGCGAGUCUGCUGUUUCUACGAUCGUGAAUCUCGCAGAAGAGGCUAAACUUGCUCGUGAAGGCGUUAAAGCACCGGGAACUGCCCUUCUUAAUAUCUGCAAGUCCCUUUUCGCUGGUGGUGUUGCCGGUGGAGUGUCACGUACAGCUGUUGCUCCCUUAGAAAGACUAAAAAUUCUAUUGCAGGUUCAAAAUCCUCACAGUAUAAAAUACAAUGGAACGAUUCAGGGUUUGAAAUACAUAUGGAGAACUGAGGGCUUAAGAGGGAUGUUUAAAGGAAACGGCACUAAUUGUGCUCGAAUUGUCCCAAAUUCAGCAGUCAAGUUCUUUAGUUACGAGGAAGCAUCCAAGGGAAUAUUAUGGCUUUAUAGGCGGCAAACUGGAAACGAUGAUGCACAGCUUACUCCUCUUUUACGUCUUGGAGCUGGUGCAUGUGCUGGAAUUAUUGCCAUGUCAGCAACUUACCCAAUGGACAUGGUUCGUGGUCGGCUAACUGUUCAGACAGACAAGUCUCCUCACCAGUAUAGAGGAAUCGCUCAUGCUCUCUCAACAGUCCUUAAGGAGGAAGGUCCCCGGGCUUUAUACAAAGGCUGGCUGCCUUCUGUAAUAGGAGUUAUACCAUAUGUGGGUCUGAACUUUGCUGUUUAUGAAUCUUUAAAAGACUGGUUGCUCAAAACGAAACCGUUUGGACUAGUUGAGGACAAUGAAUUGGGUGUGGCGACAAGGCUUGCAUGUGGGGCUGCUGCUGGAACUUUUGGCCAGACAGUUGCUUAUCCUCUCGAUGUAAUCCGACGAAGAAUGCAGAUGGUUGGCUGGAAGGAUGCUGCUUCAGUUGUCACUGGUGAUGGGAGGGGCAAAACAGCCCUUGAAUAUACUGGUAUGGUUGAUGCCUUCAGGAAAACAGUUCGUCAUGAGGGAUUUGGAGCAUUGUACAAGGGUUUGGUCCCCAAUUCAGUGAAGGUGGUCCCUUCGAUAGCAAUUGCUUUUGUGACAUACGAGAUGGUGAAGGACGUUCUUCGAGUUGAGACGAGGAUAUCUGACUGAACUAGUGAGAGGAAUAAAUUAUCCGACUUGCAAGGGAAAUGAAAGGAAAAACAAGGAGAGGGUCAGUUGUCGGGGAUUAUCUUACUUCGAGGUAGCGGGGAAGUUUAGAAGUUUAUUUUUAGAUAGUGUGAUAGAUACUGUGAACGUUUUUAUUUUUUAAAGUGUUUUAUUUAUUUAUAAAUAUAUUAAAAUAAUAUAUAUUUUAAAA
Populus nigra (black poplar) is the source of this 1449-nucleotide messenger RNA. RefSeq names its product mitochondrial adenine nucleotide transporter ADNT1-like. Gene Ontology annotation, biological process: transmembrane transport. The coding region runs from base 84 to 1241 and encodes 385 amino acids. Lineage: Eukaryota; Viridiplantae; Streptophyta; Magnoliopsida; Malpighiales; Salicaceae. The record is from RefSeq and is a predicted model, not a curated record. The transcript has 8 exons.